This is a messenger RNA of Misgurnus anguillicaudatus (oriental weatherfish), 6237 nucleotides long. RefSeq names its product spalt-like transcription factor 3b (gene sall3b). Gene Ontology annotation, cellular component: nucleus. The record is from RefSeq and is a predicted model, not a curated record. Gene Ontology annotation, biological process: regulation of transcription by RNA polymerase II. NCBI's taxonomy places the organism in Eukaryota, Metazoa, Chordata, Actinopteri, Cypriniformes, Cobitidae. Gene Ontology annotation, molecular function: RNA polymerase II cis-regulatory region sequence-specific DNA binding; DNA-binding transcription factor activity, RNA polymerase II-specific.
AAGAUGCUAAAGAUCAUUUUGUUUUGAUGGAAAGAAAUGACAAAUCUUAACAAACAUUGACCUCCGCAGAACUAAUUCCACUUCCCUCGCUUGAAUUAAAACCGUGUUUUGCUUCAUCAUAUUUUUGGGAAACUAUAACCUUAUCAGAUGAAAUUCGUAUUUAGAUUCGUUUUAAAUCUGGUUUACGGCUCAAUUUUGGUCGUUUGUUACGCAAAACCUGUUCUAAUGAAACCAGACAGAGAAAGUGAAGAAAGCAGCGUGGACGAUAAAACAAAACACAUGCAAUUAACAACCAAAGGGACAUGAAUUCCCUGUAGUAACACGCAGACACCAUGUCAGAGUUUUAUAUGCAGAAUUUUAAAUAUUUCAUCCUUUAAGGCUUUUGUCUACAUCUGAUUGUUUUGUUUUAUUUUGAAAAGCCUGUUUCUAAUCCUACACGGAAUGGAUAACAGAAAAGCCGGGAUAACAGACGACGUUUUAAAGACUUCCCUUGGGGCUGGAUUUUGACAAUUCCCACCACUUUGUAAUUUUAUUGAUAAUGAAGAGGAUGGCGAGGAGGGGACUUUUGAUUUUUGCCAGAAAAGCUAGUUAAGGACAAUCAAUAGUACAUCAUUGGAAGAGUUUUGUGAUAAAAGCCCUUGGUUACCCUGGCAAUCCAUCACUUGGCCAUACAGAUAGGUCAAACGAAAUUAUAUUGCGCUUAUCUCUCUACACCAGAAGAGUAACAGAGACGCGGAUCAAUAGGCUUAUAUAUUGUUCUACUUGUGUUGUAAUGGAAAUGAUGUAUCGCUGAUUUAGAGCCCUUUGGCCGCCAUACACCAGCGAUACUGGUCAAAUGUGAACCCUUGAUCCCAUGAGAACACUUCAAUUUUAUGAUAGACACUUACAAACCAAGUACACCAUAUAAUUUCAUGAAAAUCAUUUUUCAAUCAGAAAGUGAUAAGAAGUUAUGCAAAAGUAAACAGGAAGGAGUGCAGGUUACUGUGGUGGUGGUGGUGUCUGUCUUUUUGAUAUCCUAGUGGUCGCCUUAUGCAAUACAGUGCUUCAGUUCAGCCCCUUAAGUCUCCAGGAUUUCUGCUGGUUUUACGCGUCUGUUUGCAGCCAAAUGCCAGCGGACACCGGUUUAAGUUAAGCUCUUACGCGGGAUAAUUAACAUUAUGGGAAUCUGAAGCACAUGUUCUUUGCAAGAAAAGGGCACGAAUUGCGUUUUCGGUAGGCUUGGAUUGGUUGAGUAUUGAGGAUGCGCCCGUGAGGAACCGACCCAUAACGGAACCAGCCGACACACAGGCAUAAGCUGCCAAACAUUAAUCGUUUUGAUAAAAGUCGAUCUAUCGUUUGUUAGCGCAAACUUAACUAGCUUUGAUGUGUAGUUUAAAUAUAUACUUCUUCUUGAACUAGACGCAAUGCAUUUUAAAAUAUCUUAAUGUUGUUUAAUGUCUUUUAUUCGUUAAGAAAGUGUUUUUGCACACUUAUAAGUGAUGUCGAAAGACUUCACACCGUGCGAGGUGUCACCAGAGCUGCACGCGCACUUGUUUGCGUCCAGUUUGCGCUUCUGCUGGACGUGAACAGAGAGCGAAAGGGGAAAAACUGAGGAAGUGAAACGGGCUAAUUACUCAGUCCAUCCCUCAUUUCCAUAUCCAGAGAGAGUGUCUACUGGCGCACGGCCAAUCCCUCAUGCAGCGCAACUGACCCCGGGACUGUACGGGACUGCCUGCUUGCGUCCGAUGCAUCUGCGGAUCGGAGCGCCGACGCGAGCGCACGAACAUGUCCCGAAGAAAGCAAGCGAAACCCCAGCAUCUCAAAUCGGACGAAGAGGGAGCACCGUCGGAUAAAGGUCCGAAUAACGCACUUCUCUUGAGGGGAGGAGAUGAGGAGGACAGCAGCACUGAAAGCCACAGCGGUGGCGAGGAGACGCACGUGUGCGAGAGGUGCUGCGCUGAAUUCUUCACGUGGUCUGAACUGCAGGAGCACCAGCAGAAGUGUACGGAGGACCCUCCUGUGCUGAUAGUAAAAGACAAUGAAGAAAAGCUGAUGUCCCGGGGAUCGCCCACAGAGUCGUUCUUAAGCGCUCAAAGUGACUCGGCAGAAAUGGAGACCAACGAACAGAACUCUGAUCUGGCUGAGAAAGUCGACGAGAGCUUUGGCAUGCCCGAGGAAACCCAGGUCAUCGACGUGGACGACGACAUGGAUAUUAGUAUGACCGAGCAUGAAUCUUCCAACCAUAGCCCUCUACCACUUGAGAAUGAAAACCCUGCUUCUUCACCUGGCCCUUCUGUAACCAACCACUAUGAUAUGCCCAGCACCAAUGUGACCCUGGAGAUUCUUCAUAGCACCAGAGUGGCAGUUGCACAGUUUUCCCAAAGCAUUCAGUGUGCGGGACCUGGAGGCAAACUGACCUCGGCUGCGAUACCCAUGAUUCUAGAGCAGUUGAUGGCUUUGCAGCAACAGCAGGUUCAGCAAUUACAGCUCAUCGAACAGAUCCGCAGCCAGGUCGCCGUAAUGAAUAGGCAGCCUACGCAAGCCGCACUUAAUCCUGCCUCGAAAAGCUUGCCCUCUGACUCUAACACUUACAAUUUCCAGGGCAUUGCUCCGCCUCCUGUACUUCCAUUAUCUGGGGUCAUGCCCUCUACAGUGAAUGGGCAGGCCUCUGUAUCCCAGGCUUCUAUGCUCGGGAGGCCACCAUUGCUCUCCUCCCAAUCAAACAGUGGACAGACCAACUCUAGAGCUAUGGACAGCGUCGCUUCUUCCUUACCAAGUUCAAGCCCUCAUCUCUUCAGCUACAGUGGGUCUUCCCCACUCUUGCCGAUCUGUAGCGGAUCACUCUCUAAUGUUAGUAACACCCAGUCCAUAAGCACUCCCAGCCCACUAUCAGCUUGCCAGAGUAGCCUCCUCAGCCCCUCUGCCAACCUACCAUUACUACCUCAAAGUCCUCCCAACGGAGUAAUCUUUCCCAAUCCACUGGCCAGCAUAGCAGCUACCGCCAGUGCAUUAGAUCCACUUGCUGCAAUGAUGAAGAACCGCAAGGGCAAACUUCCCGGGGUCUCCAUUUUUGACACCAAGCCUGCUUCUGAAGACCCAUUUUUUAAGCACAAGUGCAGGUUCUGCGCCAAAGUGUUCGGCAGUGAUAGCGCAUUGCAGAUCCACCUGCGCUCGCACACAGGUGAGAGGCCCUUUAAAUGCAACAUUUGUGGCAAUCGUUUCUCAACAAAGGGGAACCUUAAAGUUCACUUCCAAAGGCACAAGGAGAAAUACCCUCAUGUUCAGAUGAAUCCUUACCCUGUCCCAGAAUAUCUGGACAAUAUCCCAACCAGUUCUGGGAUACCCUAUGGAAUGUCUUUUCCUCCAGAAAAACCAGGACCUACUUGGUUGGACAGCAAGCCUGUUUUACCUACAGGGCCGUCCAACGUAGGUCUACAGUUGCCACCCACGGUACCAAUUAUUGAAAGCUUAAGUGAUUCGUUUACAAGUACACCAUCUGAAAGAUCUCCACACAGGCCCUCGCCAGCCAGAGGUGAACUGACACCUUCGUCACCCAAUCCCACUGGCACUGAGACAGAUAUGUCCACCACAAUAUCCCCUAAGUCACACAGAGACGGAGAGAUCAUACAGACCUUCAAUACGGAGGAGGUCCACUUGCCGGCCAACAAUAUGACUAGAAAUGAUAACAACCUCAGCUCUUCAAACCACAAUCUGCUUACACACUCCAUGCCAACAGCAACACCUGUUAAGAGCAAUACCCCUGAGUCCCCUAAUGUUACUUUAGCAGUUAAUAAAUCCUCUUCUCCCCCGCUAAUCUCUGAUCAGAUUAAGGCCAAGUUCCCAUUCUGUGGUCUCCAAGACACAUCUGAGACAUCGAAGCUCCAACAGCUUGUGGAAAACAUCGACAAGAAGAUGAUGGAUCCCAAUCAGUGUGUGAUCUGCCACCGUGUGCUAAGCUGUCAGAGUGCAUUGAAGAUGCAUUACCGCAUUCAUACAGGUGAAAGGCCAUUUAAAUGUAAGGUUUGUGGCCGUGCUUUCACAACAAAGGGUAACUUGAAGACUCACUUUGGUGUCCACCGUUCAAAGCCUCCCCUCCGGAUUCAGCAUUCCUGCCCGAUCUGUCAGAAAAAGUUCACCAAUGCUGUCGUGCUACAGCAGCACAUACGUAUGCACAUGGGUGGGCAGAUUCCAAACACGCCGCUUACUGAAACUGUCUAUGAGAAAGAUACCGAUAUGGAGAGCUUUGACAGCAUGAGUACUUAUGAUGACGACUGCUUUGAUGAUAUCUCAUUUGAGGACGAAGGGGAUGUUGUAGAAAACAGUGAAAACACUCUGAGCUCUUUUUCAGAAAGUCCACCACCCAUCUCAUUGCUCCCAAGCGGUGUACCCGAAACUAAAAGCGCGGAGGGUGACUCAUCUGUCUGUCCCAGCCAAUCAAAUGAGAAAAAGAUGGUCAGAUGCAGACCUAUGGAUAAUGAUCAUCAUGCUGUUGGGCGUACCGCCUCUGGUGAGAUGGAGAACCAAAGCAUGAGGACGAGUUUAAUGCCACAGUCAAGUUCGAUUCACAUUCCAACAUAUCCCACACAUAUUCAACCGGAGGGACAACAUGAGCUCUCCACCUCACUGAACCUCUCCUCUAAAAUUGUAGAAGGAAGUACAAGAGGAAAAUCCGAAACGUCAGAUUCUCCUGUAACAAAUUUAGUCAAUGGGGUGACUCUUAAUCAAACUGGAAUCCAAUCGAUCAAUUCUACAGUCAAGAAAGAAAACCUUUUCAACGUGCAAUGUUUCAGUAAGGAACAUGACGAUCUUCAAAGGACCACUGAACAGGAUACAAAAAAUACCCCGACUCUAGUUAAAAUGGAGAUGUCUGUUUGCAGUAAGCCGUACAUGCUAAAAGAGGGGCCUUUUCCUGCAUUUAGCAUUCCGUCUCCCACCGCCCGCUCCGAGGUGAUGAUACCAGGCGUCACCUCGCUUACCGGACCACCCCCUCCUCGACGGACCCCCAAGCAACACAACUGCAGCGCAUGUGGGAAAAACUUCUCCUCUGCCAGUGCCUUGCAGAUCCAUGAGCGCACACACACAGGCGAGAAACCCUUCGGCUGCUCUGUCUGUGGGCGAGCUUUCACUACAAAGGGUAAUCUUAAGGUGCACAUGGGCACCCACAUGUGGAAUAACACCCCUGCUCGUAGAGGUAGACGUUUGUCUGUGGAAAACCCAAUUGCCCUUCUGGGAGGUGAUGCCCUGAAAUUCAGCGAAGCAUUUCAGAAGGAUUUAGCAGCGCGGGCCAUGAACGUGGACCAAAACUUCUGGAGCCGAUAUGCAGCGGCUAUAACUAAUGGCUUAGCAAUGAGGAACAAUGAAAUAUCCGUAAUUCAGAAUGGAGGAGUUCCUCAGCUUCCCGCUAUUACCGUACCUACGGAUAAAGCUAGUACUGGAAACAGCCCACCAAUCACAGCCCUUGAAAAAACAGGCUUAGAUAGGGGCGCUGGACAUCACUUCUCAAUGAUGAUGGAUGACAAAAAAGACAUUGGAAUCAAUUAAAAGUAAAGGUGACAUAUUUCUCCUUAAUAGGGUUGAUAUUAAAGCGUCAGAUUAAUGUCUUUAGAAUAUGCUUUUAUUCGUGUGGAAAAAUAUUCAGUUUAUCUUAUCCUGUACUGGCACUUGGUUUUCAUUUCACCGAUGCUGGGUUUAGUUUUACAAAUAUGCUCACUGACUGAAACCUUACACUUGAUACAAGGGCAUUGCUUUGAGAUAAAGUGAUAAUUUUAUGUUGUAAAUAUGUAUUUUAUUUUAUUUUCCUUUUUUGAUGUUAAAUAUCGUUCCAUUUAUGGAAAAGGGAACAUGUUUGCGUAUAUUAACAAACGUUUUGAUUCCCACACUGUGGUCUUAAUAUAGCUACAGCUAAAAGUAUGUAACUUUAGACCCCAAAAAAGACAGAAGAGAGACAUUGCAGUGUUUUUGGAAAGAAAUGUAAUAUUCUUCGACAUCCCACUGCUUUGCUGCUAUGCAUAGGAUGCAGACUGUUUAUUUUUAUGUAAAUUAAGAACACCACUAUGAAAGCUAGUUUCAAUUUAGCUGCCAUCAACAAUGAAGUGUUCCAUUUUACACAAUGUUAUUAUAUUAAUAAUGCUGAUCAUGUGCUGUAUCUGUUUUAUUUUCUGACUUGUUUCCCUUUACAUGCAAAAUUAAAUAGUGGGCCAAACUCUGAAUUAAAAUGUGUUAAUAAAGAUCUUACAUUAAAAACACUUUUAAACUUCA